GGGCAGACAGUGAUAGGGAGAGACAGUGAAAGAAAGCAGGAUGAAAAGGACUCAAAACAUUGAGACCUUUUUCUUGAUAAAGAAAAAAAAAGCUGGUGAUCAAGGAACUUUGCACAAUGAUGAGACUGCGGGCCCAUCAUCGACAAUUCAGCAUUCUGCAGACACUUCCCCUAGUGAUCAGUUAGGUCACGAAGAUACCACCCAACAGGAGACUCUCUGUAGUAGUGGUGGAAGCGGCAGUGACACUGAAGAGGCUAGCCAUACUUCGCACCCCACACCAUCCCACCAACUGGACAUAUCCCGGUGUCCAGCAGACGGACCGACACAGCCUGUCCUUAGGGUGUAUCCACGGACUGUGCAGGGGGACAGAAAAAGAGCCUUCAACCACUCAUGGUUCACGCACUUCACAUGGUUGGAGUACUCACAAAGUUGUGACUCUGCAUAUUGCUUUGCAUGUAGACACUUUAGCUUGCCCAACACCCCUGAAACACCCUUUACAGCACAGGGAGGUUACUCCAAUUGGAAAAAGGCCAUGUACAAAGAUGGGGGGUUUAAAUGGCAUGAGAAAUCAGAAGGGCAUGUUAAUGCAAUGUUUGCCUGGAGUGAAUACAAAAAAAAUAUUCUCAGAGAUUUUUCUAUACGAGAUGCUUUGGACCAAGCCUACAAAAAAAAAGUUGAGGAAAACCGGACGUACAUAAAAACAAUUGCUGAAGUGCUUCGUCUUACAGCCAUGCAGAACAUUGCUCAAAGGGGACACAUCGAAACUGAAGGCUCACAAAACAAAGGAAAUUUCCUAGAACUGAUUGAACUGAUUGCAAGACACAAUCCACUGAUUGCAAAAAAAAUGAAUGCAUCAGGCAAUGCCAAGUAUCUCAGUAACACAAUCCAGAAUGAAAUUUUGGAAUGCCUGUCAGAUAUGGUCCGGGAAUCCAUCAUACAGGAACUGAAAGAAAGUGAGGUUUUUUCUGUUAUUGCAGAUGAAACAAAAGAUCUUAAGAAAAGUGAGCAACUGUCAUUAGUACUGAGGUACUAUUAUAAUGGUGCAGUUCAUGAGAGCUUUUUAGAUUUCCAGAGAGCCAGUGAAUUAGAUGCAGCAGGACUCAGUCAGAAAAUAAUACAGUGUCUGGAAAGAUAUGGCCUUGAUUACAAGUCUAAUCUUGUAGGUCAAGGUUAUGAUGGGGCAGCGGUGAUGUCAGGGAGAUGCAAUGGGGUUGCAGCAAGGAUCAAAGCAGAGGCUAAACAUGCCUUUUAUGUUCACUGCAACGCACAUUGUCUCAACCUCGUUAUUGUUGAUUCAGUGAAAGCAGUGCCUGAAGUUGAUUGUUUUUUUGCAUUGCUGCAGGAGACUUUAGAGGACUGUAGAGCUGGAUCUUGUUUUGAUGAUCUUUGGCAGCAAACUGUGGAGACUGCAAAGAAAUGUAAUGUUGCAGUUGAGGCUGUUGAGAAAAGGAAACAAAGAGGGAGCUCCAGACUUAGUGAGUAUCUUGUAGAAUCCACUGUUGGUCAACGUAGAUGCAAGGAAGGGGACAAAGAUAAGUUCAAGAUUGAUGUAUUUUACCCCCAUCCUGGAUCAUUUGAAUGCAGAACUUCAGAGACGGUUCAGCAAAAAUAACUGAUAUAAUGAGGGGUA
Cololabis saira (Pacific saury) is the source of this 1630-nucleotide messenger RNA. RefSeq names its product zinc finger MYM-type protein 1-like. Lineage: Eukaryota; Metazoa; Chordata; Actinopteri; Beloniformes; Belonidae. The coding region runs from base 41 to 1612 and encodes 523 amino acids. The transcript is spliced from 4 exons. The record is from RefSeq and is a predicted model, not a curated record.